Lactuca virosa is the source of this 321-nucleotide messenger RNA. The record is from the annotation of a GenBank genome assembly. NCBI's taxonomy places the organism in Eukaryota, Viridiplantae, Streptophyta, Magnoliopsida, Asterales, Asteraceae.
CCCCUUCUCAUAACAACAAGAAAGAGAUAUGACUCAUUCUUUAUUCAAAUUUGUUGUUUUUGCCAUGUUGUUGUUCCCUUCUUGCGUAUUAGGAGUUGAUCUUGAAAAAGCAAGUAAAAACGCCGUUGGUGCUAUUGAAAACCAAAUUCAAAGCACCAUUUCCACCGCAGAUGAAGGACAUGCUUGUAAGCAAUUUAUAGAUUGUAAUGACUACGUCUGCCCGCCAUGGUUGUAUGCAAUUUGUUGGCAUGGAAAGUGCACAUGCCAUAGAUAGAUAAAUAAACAAAAAGAUUAUAAGAUUCAUAAUAUAGUGUUGGUUGU